This is a messenger RNA of Ricinus communis (castor bean), 632 nucleotides long. Its product is annotated as photosystem II 10 kDa polypeptide, chloroplastic. Gene Ontology annotation, biological process: photosynthesis. Gene Ontology annotation, cellular component: photosystem II; thylakoid membrane; photosystem II oxygen evolving complex. The transcript is spliced from 5 exons. NCBI's taxonomy places the organism in Eukaryota, Viridiplantae, Streptophyta, Magnoliopsida, Malpighiales, Euphorbiaceae. The record is from RefSeq and is a predicted model, not a curated record. The coding region runs from base 72 to 488 and encodes 138 amino acids.
UCAUUCUGAAAGCCAAACCACAGGCAGUAGAAAAAACCUGACAAGUAAACCUGAGGCAAGAAACUUAGCAAAUGGCAUCUUCCGUUAUGGCUUCAGUGAGCUUGAAACCAUCUCCUUUCACUGUCCAGAAAUCAUCAUCUGUCAGAGGUCUCCCUACUCUCUCUAGAAGAACUUUCAGAAUUGAGGCCAGUGGUGGCAAGAAGAUCAAGACUGACAAGCCUUAUGGUAUUGGUGGUGGCAUGGAGUUGAGGAAUGGUGUUGAUGCAUCAGGAAGGAAGCCAACAGGAAAGGGUGUAUACCAAUUUGUUGACAAAUAUGGUGCCAAUGUGGAUGGCUACAGCCCCAUCUACAACACUGAUGAAUGGUCUCCAACUGGUGAUGUUUAUGCUGGGGGUGCUACAGGAUUGGCAAUAUGGGCAAUAACACUGGCUGGUCUUCUUGCAGGAGGUGCACUUCUUGUUUACAAUACAAGUGCUUUGGCACAAUAGGAUUAUGCUAUUUUUAUGCUUAAUCUGUAUACUUAUUUGCCCAAGUAACUGCCAACAACAAUGAACAUCUUAAUAUGAAUACCUUGUGCAUCCCUAUGUGUAAUUUUCUGUUUAUUAUGAACAACUUUAAUUAGUUAGUUUCAA